Messenger RNA from Scleropages formosus (Asian bonytongue), 671 nucleotides. RefSeq lists its product as uncharacterized. The transcript has 5 exons. Lineage: Eukaryota; Metazoa; Chordata; Actinopteri; Osteoglossiformes; Osteoglossidae. The record is from RefSeq and is a predicted model, not a curated record. The coding region runs from base 54 to 671 and encodes 205 amino acids.
ACACGCUGAAAAAUAAGAGUCCCGAGAACAGGAAACCCGCAAAGAAUGUCAAAAUGCCAAGGAAAGCAGAAGUGAAUUACCUGCCACCAUACCCAACAGGUCAGAGUGAAGAGAGUUUGGAGCAAGAAAGGUUGGAAUUGCUUAGUGAAGUAAAAAAGAGGGACAAUACCAUGGUGAUCAAAGCAAAAAUGGCAAAAACUUUUGCGCUCAGAAGACAUGAAAUUGUCAACCUGUCCCCCAGACUUGUGGAUUUUAAAGACAGAUGGCCUGCACUGUUUAACCCUCAGCAGAUAAAUGAAGAAUUCAGGAGAAUUACCACUUUGGAUUUAGAGCCAAAAUUUAUGCAGAUGUUGGACCAGCAUACCCCAAAGAUGUUGAGCAUAUUUUGUGCCAGAGGAGGAGCAAUUGGGCAAACUUUGCAGGACAAAAUGGUUGCCAUUCAUCAGAACCCUGGUGGUGUUACUAUUGACCAGACAAGAGAAGUUGUCAUUCGUUGCUUGGUUCAUUACUUGGAUGAAAACGAUGAUGAUCUCAUCCAGGAAUACUAUUGCUCCAAAACAGAUUUUCAGCAAGAUCUCAUGGACCACACAAUGAAAAUUUCUGCCUUUAAGAGGGGUGAGCAGGAUGACAUCAGCAUUGUCUUGGAGGGUGCCCAAGUAAUUGAGAUCUGA